CGCUUUUGUGUGGUGAGCGAGGAUGUUGCAAGCAGCUUCACGAGUGUCCCGUGCUGUCAGCAGCACUGGCGCCCGUGCCUUCUCUGGAAAGGGUGCUUACACCAUUGUGGACCAUGAGUUCGAUGCCGUUGUCGUCGGUGCCGGUGGUGCCGGUCUCCGCGCCGCCAUGGGUUGCGCCGAAGCCGGUUUCAAGACCGCGUGCAUCACCAAGUUGUUCCCCACGCGCAGCCACACUGUUGCGGCCCAAGGUGGCAUCAACGCCGCUUUGGCCAACAUGACCGAAGACGACUGGAGAUGGCACAUGUACGACACCGUCAAGGGGUCGGAUUGGUUGGGCGACCAAGAUGCCAUCCAUUACAUGUGCAAGGAAGCCCCUCGCGCCGUGUUGGAACUCGAAGCGUACGGCUUGCCUUUCUCCCGCACGGACGAAGGCAAGAUCUACCAGCGGGCGUUCGGCGGUCAAUCGUUGGACUACGGCAAGGGCGGACAAGCGUACCGUUGCGCCUGCGCCGCCGAUCGUACUGGACACGCCAUGUUGCACACGUUGUACGGCCGUUCGUUGGCGUUCGACACGGAGUACUUCAUCGAGUACUUUGCUUUGGACUUGAUCAUGAACGACGAAGGCGAAUGCUGCGGUGUGAUUGCGCUCAACAUGGAAGACGGCACCAUCCAUCGUUUCCACACGAACAAUACGGUGUUGGCGACCGGCGGGUACGGCCGCGCGUACUUUAGCUGCACGUCGGCGCACACGUGCACGGGCGACGGAACUGGCAUGGCGCUUCGCGCUGGCAUUCCAUUGCAAGACCCGGAAUUCGUCCAGUUCCACCCCACUGGUAUCUACGGCGCGGGUUGCUUGAUCACGGAAGGCAGUCGCGGCGAAGGCGGCAUCCUGCGUAACUCGGAAGGCGAGCGCUUCAUGGAGCGUUACGCGCCGUCGGCCAAGGACUUGGCGUCCCGCGACGUUGUGUCGCGCGCGAUGACGAUGGAAAUCCGCGAAGGUCGCGGCGUGGGCAAGGAGAAGGAUCACAUUUACCUGCAUUUGGACCACUUGCCGCCCGAGUUGUUGGCCGAACGCCUCCCGGGUAUCUCGGAGACGGCCGCCAUCUUUGCCGGCGUGGACGUGACCAAGGAGCCGAUCCCUGUGCUGCCCACCGUGCAUUACAACAUGGGGGGUAUCCCGACCAACUACUUUGGCGAGGUGGUGGUUCCCGACACGACGGGGUUGCCGGACGUGAACAAGACGUACCCGGACAAGGUGGUCAAGGGGCUGUUCGCCGCGGGGGAAGCCGCGUCCGCGUCCGUCCACGGCGCCAACCGCCUCGGCGCCAACUCGUUGCUGGACAUUGUCGUGUUUGGGCGCGCCGCCGCGCUUCGCAUCGCCGACAUUUCCAAGCCGGGCGAGGCCAAGCGCCCGCUUCCCCGCAACGCCGGCGACCAGUCGCUGCACAUGGUCGACACGAUCCGGUACGCGAAUGGCGCCAUCCCGACCGCCGAGCUGCGCUUGGAGAUGCAAAAGACUAUGCAGAGCGACGCCGCCGUGUACCGCACGCAGGAGACGCUGGCCGAAGGCGUGGUCAAGAUUGAUGCGAUUACGCCCAAGUUCAAGGACAUUCAAGUGACGGACCGGUCGCUGAUCUGGAACACGGACCUGAUUGAAACGAUCGAGCUCAAGAACUUGCUGGCGUGCGCGUCGGCCACGAUGCACGGCGCCGAAGCGCGCAAAGAGUCGCGCGGCGCCCACGCCCGCGAAGACUUCAGCGCGCGCGAUGACGUCAACUGGAUGAAGCACACGCUGGCGUACCACGACGACGAAACCACCAAGACGCACAUCGCAUACCGACCUGUGCACUACCACACGCUGGACGAAGACGAGUGCAAGACCGUGGCCCCUGUCGCCCGUGUGUAUUAGGAGAUGGACGGGAUGACGAGGAUAGGUCGAUCAACAUGAUGUUUUGUCCACAA
Messenger RNA from Aphanomyces astaci, 1962 nucleotides. RefSeq names its product succinate dehydrogenase [ubiquinone] flavoprotein subunit, mitochondrial. The record is from RefSeq and is a predicted model, not a curated record. The coding region runs from base 23 to 1909 and encodes 628 amino acids. Gene Ontology annotation, molecular function: flavin adenine dinucleotide binding; electron transfer activity; succinate dehydrogenase (quinone) activity. Lineage: Eukaryota; Oomycota; Saprolegniomycetes; Saprolegniales; Verrucalvaceae. The transcript has 2 exons. Gene Ontology annotation, biological process: mitochondrial electron transport, succinate to ubiquinone; tricarboxylic acid cycle.